UCAUAAAUACUCCAGUGAAACCAAACCAAACACAGCCUCCACAAGUGCUGGAUCCGUAACUGUUUGUUACUACACAGAGACGCUCUCUCUCUCUCUCUCUCUCUAGCCAGCACUUUUUCCCUGGUAUUCUCCGCAGUACCAACCCCUCUGAGGUACGAUGUCGGUGAAUGGUGUUGAUGAAGGAGGAGAGUUGCGUAAUACUUGUAGCAGCAAUAAGAUUAAGGUUGACCCUUCAAAGCCUGCAUCUCUGACUUGGCAGCGAAAAGUAAAUAGCGAGGGAAAUGUUCCUUCUGAGUUUUCUUUAGGUGCCAAGGAGAUUAUUCAGAUGGCUCCAAUAGGUUUUAGAUUAUGGCGACAUGUCCGAGAAGAAGCCACCAAAGGAAGGGAGGCAUUUAUAUCCCCCUUUGAGAAGCGUAAUGUGACAUCCUGUCAUGGCGUUCCACUAGGUGGUAUGGGUGCAGGAAGCAUUGAAAGAAACUACAGAGGUGAAUUUCAACGCUUGCAACUGUUCCCCAGAAUAUGUGAAUACAAACCCAUUUUAGCAAAUCAAUUUUCUGUUUUUGUGUCCCGUUCAAAAGUUGAAAAGUAUUCUACUGUACUCUGCCCAGGGAGCCCUGAAGUGUUAAAGGAAUGUUCAGCAUCCGGGAUUGGAUCUUGGGAUUGGAACCUGAAGGGUCACAGUUCUACAUAUCAUGCAUUGUAUCCUAGGGCUUGGACUGUAUAUGAAGGUGAACCUGAUCCGUUGCUUAAGAUAGUUUGUCGUCAGAUUUCUCCGUUUAUACCCCAUAAUUAUAAGGAGAGCAGCUUCCCUGUAGGAGUUUUUACUUAUACGCUGUUUAAUUUGGGAAAGACUGCUGCAGAUGUCACCCUCCUUUUCACAUGGGCAAAUUCUGUUGGUGGGGUUUCUGGAAUGUCUGGGCAUCACUACAAUUCGAAGAUCAGGAUGAAGGAUGGUGUUCAUGGUGUGCUCCUACAUCACAAGACUGCAAAUGGACAAUCUCCUAUUACUUUUGCAAUUGCUGCAGAAGAGGCCAAUGGUGUUCAUGUGUCAGAGUGCCCUUGCUUUGUGAUACAUGGAAACUCCCAGGGUAUUACAGCAAAAAGCAUGUGGCGUGAAAUUAAAGAGCAUGGAUCCUUUGAUCACCUUGAUUCCGCUGAAACAUCAAUGCCUUCAGAAGCUGGAACAACGAUUGGAGCGGCCAUUGCCGCUUCUCUUACAAUUCCACCAGAUGCAGUUCGUACAGUUACAUUUUCAUUGGCAUGGGACUGCCCAGAUGUAAACUUCACGAGUGAAAGAACUUAUCACAGGCGUUAUACCAAAUUUUACGGUACCCAUGGUGAUGCUGCAGCAAAUAUUGCACAUGAUGCUAUUCUUGAGCACAACACCUGGGAAUCCCAUAUAGAAGCAUGGCAAAAGCCUAUUCUCGAAGACAAGAGACUUCCUGAAUGGUAUCCGGUCACUCUUUUCAAUGAACUCUACUAUCUUAACUCAGGAGGAACAGUUUGGACCGAUGGAUUGCCCCCAGUCCAUACUUUAGCAAGCAUUAUCGGAAGAAAGUUUUCCCUGGAUAUGAACAGUUCAGAAGUUAAUAAUGCCAUGUCCCAUCAGAAUGACACUGCUACUGACAUCCUUUGGAGGAUGACUUCAACUCUAGAGGAAAUAAACAAUCCGGUAACUUCAAAUUCCGCUUUUGGAACAUAUCUGCUUCAAAAAGGAGAGGAGAACAUUGGCCAAUUCCUAUAUCUAGAGGGGAUAGAAUACCACAUGUGGAACACAUACGAUGUUCAUUUCUACUCAUCUUUCGCCUUAUUAAUUCUGUUUCCAAAACUUGAACUCAGCAUCCAAAGAGACUUUGCAGCAGCCGUAAUGAUGCAUGAUCCCAAAAGGAUGAGCCUCCUUCACAAUGGGAAAUGGGUCCCAAGAAAGGUUCUUGGUGCUGUUCCUCAUGAUAUUGGAUUGAAUGAUCCAUGGUUUGAAGUUAAUGCAUAUAGCCUUUAUAAUACAGAUCGGUGGAAAGAUUUGAAUCCAAAAUUCGUUCUGCAAGUGUAUAGGGAUGUGGUUGCCACAGGGGAUAAGAACUUUGCGCAAGCUGUUUGGCCCUCAGUUUAUGUUGCAAUUGCUUUUAUGGAACAAUUUGAUAGAGAUGGGGAUGGGAUGAUUGAAAAUGACGGGUUCCCAGAUCAGACGUAUGAUACAUGGUCUGUUUCCGGAGUGAGUGCGUAUUGUGGUGGGCUCUGGGUAGCAGCCUUGCAAGCUGCCUCAGCUAUGGCACAUGAAGUUGGCGACAAGGGCGCUGAGGAUUACUUUUGGUUUAAGUUUCAGAAGGCAAAAAUAGUGUAUCAGAAGUUGUGGAAUGGUUCUUACUUCAACUAUGAUAGCAGUGGUGGAAGUUCGAGUUCGUCCAUUCAAGCUGAUCAGUUGGCCGGACAAUGGUAUGCUCGAGCAUGUGGGCUGUCACCAAUUGUUGAUGAGGACAAAGCAAAGAGAGCACUUGAGAAGGUUUAUAACUUCAAUGUGUUAAAAGUGAAGGAUGGGAGGCGAGGGGCAGUAAAUGGGAUGCUACCUAGUGGAGAAGUUGACAUGUCAUCUAUGCAGUCAAGAGAAAUAUGGUCUGGAGUUACAUAUGCUGUUUCUGCAUCUAUGAUUCAUGAAGACAUGGUUGAGUUGGGAUUUCAAACUGCCGGAGGUGUUCAUGAAGCUGCUUGGUCCGAAGAAGGACUGGGAUACUCUUUUCAAACUCCGGAGGGUUGGAACACGGAUGACCAAUAUAGAUCUCUCUGCUACAUGCGGCCCCUGGCCAUAUGGGCAAUGCAGUGGGCGUUAUCACGUCCAAAGCAUAAUUUGAAACGAGAGACGAAGCCAGAUAUGAAAGAUGAUUCCUUUUCCAGGCAACAUGCAGGAUUCAUGAGGCUUGCACGCCUUCUCAAGCUUCCAGAAGAGGAAGGUUCUAGAAGCCUUUUGCAGGUGGUUUUUGAUUACACAUCCAAGAAGAUUGGGAUAUGAGACAAAUGUCUGUAAGAAUUAUUUUCCAAGGGGAAUCACAUCAUUUUCGUUCUAUAAGUAUUUAUAUAGUUUUUCUCCCGGGUUAUUAUUCUUAUAUGCAACCAUUAUUUGACCUCAAUACAAGAGGAUAAAAGCUGUUUUAUAGAUUGGCAUAUUACCAUUCAAAAUAAGAGAACUUGGAUGAUUGUAUUUCUGGAAGUUUUAUCCGGUAUAAGGCCAGAAAUUGUGCUAUAUCAUUGCAUCGAA
Messenger RNA from Rhododendron vialii, 3250 nucleotides. RefSeq lists its product as uncharacterized. The transcript is spliced from 20 exons. Gene Ontology annotation, biological process: glucosylceramide catabolic process; carbohydrate metabolic process. Gene Ontology annotation, cellular component: membrane. Lineage: Eukaryota; Viridiplantae; Streptophyta; Magnoliopsida; Ericales; Ericaceae. The coding region runs from base 158 to 3004 and encodes 948 amino acids. Gene Ontology annotation, molecular function: beta-glucosidase activity; glucosylceramidase activity. The record is from RefSeq and is a predicted model, not a curated record.